Messenger RNA from Aspergillus pseudotamarii, 858 nucleotides. RefSeq lists its product as uncharacterized. The record is from RefSeq and is a predicted model, not a curated record. NCBI's taxonomy places the organism in Eukaryota, Fungi, Ascomycota, Eurotiomycetes, Eurotiales, Aspergillaceae. The coding region runs from base 1 to 858 and encodes 285 amino acids. The transcript has a single exon.
AUGCUACUGCUAUUUCAGAUCCUCGCCUUCCUGCCCUCUGCCCUGGCUGCGCAGUCAGUUCUCUCUCCCGGGGAAAAAUGCUUUUCUGCCACUCAGGAUCGCGACAAGAGUAUUGAGACUUGCUGUCCUAGCAAGGAAACGUCCGGUGUAGGAUGGGUUGGCCAAACUAAAUUCCGCUAUACAUGUGGCAAAUGGGCGAAUUCAAGGGUUUCCCGGAAAGAACCCGCUGCAACUCUUCAAGAGUGUGCGGCACUCUGCGCAUUGGACCGUCUUUGCGCCGGAAGCAGCUGGAAACACCGUAGCGAACAUUGCUAUGUGCUCGGGAAUGAGGGUUACACGGGAAACUUCGACGGAUCCGACUUUGUGUGGUUGGAUAAAGUGGAUGAUAAGAUCAUCGACGACAGCAAUGGGGAUGAUUCCGGCGAGCACACCGAUGAAGAUACGGAAGCCAGCGACAACCCCGACCCAAACACAGUUGGUAACGAGGAGCUAGCUACCAAAGCUUUGUGCCCGGCGUUCGAUCAGAAAGAGUUCCUUCUUCGCACACCAAGUGGGGACUGGACCCGGUGGCGGGUUUACUGCGAUCACAGAGCUACCGACAUCAAAUGGAGCGAGCGUGGGCAGAUGAACGGCACCACAACUCCGUAUGACACGCUCCGCGCGCAUCGGUACUGGGAUGCGGGCCACCGGGGCCUUACGUGGAAGGACACGGAUUUCUCAUAUCGGCAUUUGACCAUCUAUAAUCUCCCGACCGACUCCCAGGUUAAGACCCUGGAGGGUUUCUAUCUUCGGUCCGCCAAGGGUAGUCGGGAACAUGUCAUAGCCCGGGUAGACGAUGUGCCACUGAGAUUUGUUUGA